Cylicostephanus goldi is the source of this 873-nucleotide messenger RNA. The record is from the annotation of a GenBank genome assembly. Lineage: Eukaryota; Metazoa; Nematoda; Chromadorea; Rhabditida; Strongylidae.
UGUAUUGCCUCGAUAGCUUCAAAUAUGGUAGUCCUCAAUUUCACUUUGAUCUGUAUGGGUAGGGAGUAUAAUGAGUUUCAUAUUAUCUUCUUGCAGACAAAUCCGCUUGAUUUGGAGAAUAGAGGCCCAUACGACUACUCACAAUCUGAAAAAUCAUAUUUGAUGUGGGCAGUAGCUGUUGGUACACUGGUCGCCGCCUGGCCAUUUCAUUGGUUCUACCAAAAAUAUGGGGCGAGAUCAGUAUUUUUUACUGCUGGUGUCAUCUCAACGGUGGCUACAGUGGUUAUGCCCUUUAUGGCAGCCCAUACGUGGAUCGGGCUUCUCGUAGCACGAUUUUUUCAGGGAGUGUCAUUCGGUGCUGAUUUUGCUGCUAUUGGCUUGAUCGUUGUAAACUGGGCUUCACUGAAGCAACAUGGUUUCUUCAUUUCGCUGUUGUCAUCGUUCUCACAAAUUUCAGUGAUGUUUACUAUGCCGGUGGCUGGUGAGCUAUGUGAAUCAUCAUUUGGAUGGCCUUCUGUCUACUAUGUUCAUGCGGCGCUCAGCGCUGUGUUAUUCACUGCUUGGUUCUACUAUUACAGAGAUAACCCGGUAAAGCACCCGUCGAUGACAGAAAUUGAGCUGGAAAAGAUACAUCGUGGCAAGGGAGAAAUCAAAGAACAUGAGUCAACUCCAGUUAAGGAAAUUUUGACAAAUCAUAUAAUGUGGUCCGUGUGGUUAUCAGCUUUCGGUGAGCUUAUGAUGUCUCAGUUCAUUGUAAUGUAUGGUCCUACGUAUCUCAAAGAGGUUCUCGGAUUUCGAGUUGCCCAUACCGGUUAUUUUGUUGCCGUUCCUCGUGCUCUUCACUUGAUGUUCAAAAUAAUUAGUGGAAUUGCU